GUGGCGCAGACACGCCAUUUUCGUCACCACGCAUGGACGUGUGUGCUCUCUCUGUGAGAAAAAUAUAGACGUGGUAGCGAUUAUUUAUCAUAUAAUAACAUAUUUUUGAUAAAGAAGUGGUGGAAGGCUAUUUUUACAUGCAGCAGACUACUAUAUAUAAUAACAAAUAGAUCAUAAGCUGCCAAGACCACACCUAGUUUUUGGAAGAUGGGGAAUGUCAUGGCAUCUAGCACACCUCCGGCGCCGGCCGCAGCGCCCACCGAGGACAAAGCAGCAAAACCCGUCCUGGAAAACCCCGGCUCCAUGGACGAACUGCACAAAGCCUGCAAAGACGUCUUCCCAGUCAACUUUGAGGGUGCAAAAAUCAUGGUCAACAAGGGCCUGAGCAACCACUUCCAGAUCUCGCACACGCUGAACAUGAGCUCGGUGACUCCGUCUGGCUACCGGUUCGGCGCUACGUACGUGGGCACGAAGCAGUUCAGUCCGACCGAGGCGUUCCCCGUGCUGCUGGGGGACAUCGACCCGUCCGGAAACCUGAACGCCAACAUCAUCCACCAGUUCAGCGAACAGGUGCGCUGCAAGUUCGUGGCGCAGGUGCAGAACUCCAAGUUCAUGGCGUCACAGUUCUCCGCCGACUACCGGGGUCGCGACUUCACCAGCUCGCUGACCAUGGCCAACAUCGAUCUCAUCAACGACACGGGGGUCAUCGUGGGCCACUACCUGCAGUCGGUGACGCCGCGCGUGGCGCUGGGCGCCGAGCUGGCCUACCAGUACGGCGCCCAGGUGCCCGGCGGACAGAUCGCCAUCCUCUCCGUGGCCGGCAAGUACAAGGCGCCCUCGUACACGGUGAGCGGCACGGUGGGCGCCGCCGGCGCGCACCUCUGCUACUGGCAAAAGUCCUCCGAUCAGAUCCAGUUCGGCUGCGAGCUGGAGACGAACCUGCGCAUGCAGGAGGCGGUCGGCAGCGUGGGCUACCAGGUGGACCUGCCCAAGGCGAACCUGGUGUUCCGCGGCACGGUGGACUCGAACUGGACGGUCGGCGCCGUCCUAGAGAAGAAGCUGCAGCCGCUGCCGUUCACAUUUGCGCUCAGCGGCAUGCUCAACCACCCCAAGAGCCAGUUCCGGCUGGGCUGCGGACUCAUCAUCGGCUGAUGGUGGCCGCUGGUGCGCUCCUACCGGGCGCUAGAUGGUCCUGUGGUGCUGCCCGCGCCGGGCGGCAGGCCGGCGCCGCGUGCCUUGGUCGCCGGCCGGCGGUGGCCCGCGAGCGGGGGACGAGCGGCCGGCGCGCCCGUCUCCAGGACGCUGCCGAGCCGCGGCCGCUACAGUGCCGGUGAUUUUCCCGCCGCGGCACGGGCACAAGGCGGAGCCGCCGGUGUGUGUGUGUGUCUGCUGGCCGCGGCCAGAGCGCCUGUGUGCGUGUGCGUAGUGUGUUAAACAGCGCUAGGAACGGGUGAUUCGACUCUGGACUGGUGUUAUUGGUCGAACGUUGUCUGCUACUUGCAAUAGAGCGCGUUUUCGACUCAAUGCAAUUGGUUACUGCGUUCGAUGAGCGGAUGGAAUGUCAUUGCGUUUCGGUAUUAAUUUACCGUUAACUAUCGAGAGUUCGAUUACGUGCCACUUGUCCCCAAUAAAUCACUUGUGUAGUAGCGAUGUCUAUGGGUCAGUGAUUCAAACUGCUAGAGCUAAGAGGUCCCUGAUCGACUUUACGUGUCCUGAUGGUUUGUCGUUUUGUGAUUGGAGCUCGACCUGCGAUAUGUAUUCGGUCAUUGAUACGGGCAGGGAGUGCUGUUCAAAUUCGUACUUUGCUUUGUGUGGAGCGAAAUAACAGGAAAUACCUCAGCGA
Amphibalanus amphitrite is the source of this 1843-nucleotide messenger RNA. Its product is annotated as mitochondrial import receptor subunit TOM40 homolog 1-like. The record is from RefSeq and is a predicted model, not a curated record. Gene Ontology annotation, cellular component: mitochondrial outer membrane; mitochondrial outer membrane translocase complex. Gene Ontology annotation, molecular function: transmembrane protein transporter activity. The transcript is spliced from 2 exons. Lineage: Eukaryota; Metazoa; Arthropoda; Thecostraca; Balanomorpha; Balanidae. The coding region runs from base 208 to 1152 and encodes 314 amino acids. Gene Ontology annotation, biological process: protein import into mitochondrial matrix.